AUGGUUGCUUGUGGGUCUCAAUCACCUAUUGAAAGACAAUUUCAAGUUGAGUACACACAUGCAAAAUUUGAGGAAGUACAGAAUGAGUUUCGGUCUAGGAUGAAUUGUUUCAUCAAAGACACGGUCAAGGACUGUAUUUCUAACAAGUACACGAUCAAAGAAGAGUGCAUGUGGGAUGGAAAAUGUUUCGCCAAAUAUUACGAUGUUCAAUUUGAUCCUCUUACAAAGGAAACAAGUUGCUCUUGUCUACUAUUUGAGUUUAGAUGUAUUAUUCGUAGGCAUUGCCUACUGGUUCUCGGUCAGGAAGAUGUGCAAAAUGUCCCCUNCAAAUACNUGCUCCNUCGUUGGAGUAAAAAUANCAGANGAAAGCACACANUGAUUAGGGCAGGUUACAGUUCUUUGCAUCAGGAACCCAAGAUGCAAAGAUACCAAACGUUGUGUAAGCGGUUCUAUGACAUAGCUGAGGCUGCUUGUGAAUCUCAAUCAGCGUCUAAUGAAUUGGAAAAAGAAUUGAAUUCUCUUGGUAAAAAGUUUGGAGUCAAUACAUCAUUACGAAAUAACAUAGUAAGUGAGGAAGGACAACUCAGGUAUGAAAAUCCAGUUACUGAUAGUCCAUCGUACACCGCAUGUGGAAGUAGUGAUGUACUUGUUCGCAGUCCUGUGGCGGUGAAGCGUAAAGGCCGACCAAGAACUAACAGAUUGAAGUCAAGUGUUGAAACACUAAGCAGAAAAAGGAAAACCACUUCAAGGAAACAUGCUUCAACAAGAACACUUCAACAAAAUGAAACAACUACCUCUACUCUUACACAAUCUGAAGAGGUCCUUCGUUAUUCAAACGAAACGCAACAAGUUUCACAACUAUCUGAAAUGCCUUCACUUGGCUUUAUGUCAUUGUUAUCUGCUGUUCAUAAUAAUUUUGAUAACUCACUUUGA
Vigna radiata var. radiata (mung bean) is the source of this 933-nucleotide messenger RNA. Its product is annotated as protein FAR-RED IMPAIRED RESPONSE 1-like. The coding region runs from base 1 to 933 and encodes 310 amino acids. The transcript has 2 exons. NCBI's taxonomy places the organism in Eukaryota, Viridiplantae, Streptophyta, Magnoliopsida, Fabales, Fabaceae. The record is from RefSeq and is a predicted model, not a curated record.